This is a messenger RNA of Lathyrus oleraceus (garden pea), 762 nucleotides long. RefSeq lists its product as uncharacterized. Gene Ontology annotation, molecular function: RNA-DNA hybrid ribonuclease activity; nucleic acid binding. Lineage: Eukaryota; Viridiplantae; Streptophyta; Magnoliopsida; Fabales; Fabaceae. The record is from RefSeq and is a predicted model, not a curated record. The transcript has 3 exons. Bases 1 to 762 code for a protein of 253 amino acids.
AUGGACGACUAUCAAUCCAUUCAAUUUUACUUCCUCGAUGAGGAUGUAAUGUACCUGAAAGUGAAAGAUUGUGAUGAACCGUUGCCAAGUGAAGGUCUAGAUCCAAAAUCCUGUUGGGGUUUGAUAUUUGAUGAAGUUGUUAAUGCUUAUGGAAAUGGAAUUGGGGUAGUCAUUGUCACUCCUCAAGGUUCUCAUAUUCCAUUUACCGCAAGUUUGACAUUCACUUGUACGAACAACAUGAUCAAAGAAGAAUGGGAAACCUGUCAUCAUGGUUUGAUUCCUUACAAAGAUUAUGCGAGGAGGCUAUCAACUUUCUUCAGCCAAAUUGAAUUUCAUCAUAUACCUCGUGAGGAGAAUCAGAUAGCAGAUGCUCUAACAACUUUAUCCUCCAUGAUUGUUGUGAACUGGUGGAAUGAUGUGCCUACAAUAAAUGUUAUGCGCCUCGACAGACCUGCUCAUGUGUUCGCCUCGGAAGAGGUCAUUGAUGGGAAACCAUGGUAUCAUGAUAUUAAAUGCUUUAUUCAAAGACAAGAGUACCCACCUGGGGCAUCAAACAAAUAUAAGAAGACUCGUAAAAGAGAAGGCGACCUCGUGCUCAAAAAGAUCUUGUCUUUCAUUACUGAUUCUAAGGGCAAGUGGGCUCCUAAUUAUGAAGGAUUAUAUGUUGUUAAGAGAGCUUUCUAUGGUGGUGCUUUAAUCGUUACAACUAUGGAUGGUGAGGAGCUCCCUCGUUCUGUGAGUGCUGAUGUAGUCAAGAAAUAA